Molecule: messenger RNA, 2733 nt
Organism: Salvelinus sp. IW2-2015
Lineage: Eukaryota; Metazoa; Chordata; Actinopteri; Salmoniformes; Salmonidae
Product: probable E3 ubiquitin-protein ligase DTX2
Biological process (GO): Notch signaling pathway; protein ubiquitination
Cellular component (GO): nucleoplasm
Molecular function (GO): zinc ion binding; ubiquitin protein ligase activity
Source: RefSeq, a predicted model, not a curated record
GACGGCUUUACUGUCAGCGUUAGAAGGUCGGGUAACAAAUUAGUGGCUGAAUAAGUAUCAUGCAAAUAAUUUGUGGAAGCUGAAAAUGUUUAUUGAAACGACAAAAAAAAGCGUCAGUAGUUCACUUAGGAUAACGCCCAAGUUAGGCUAAUUACAGUAAUGGGAGUACAAUACAGUACCCUUAAUCGGGGGCGUGGUCAUGUAAAGCUAUGCCUCGCAGUGUGUAUCUAUUAUUGUGUUGAAUGGUGAAGGCCCUGCUAUUUCUGUGGUUCAGACAGAUUGGUGGCUAGCCAGUUUGGGUUGGUAUGCAAUGUAUGAUUAGCAUAGAUACAUACAUUUCCGAAUCGAAGGAUUAAUUGCUUCGCCAAAAUGUUUUUUAUACGUUUGCUUGAACGUUUACCGCCUGACCUGGAAUCAGUCUUAUUGUAAAAAUGAGGCAUUUUAAGAAUCCAAGCUAGCUGUCUAGCUAGCWUUCCAUCUUGUAAAGUCAAUAUGCUUUGCUAGCGUAACGUUAGCCAAUUUGCUAGCUAACCGUUAGCGGACUAAUCGUGUAAACGUUUGUUAUUUUGGUUUGCUAGCUAACGUURCAUUUUAUUGAUGGGAUAACGUUAGCUGGCAAGGUGUCCUGUAGUUUGUCCAUCUGACUUCCUAAACCUAGCUAACGUUAGUUUACCAGCCUCYGCUUUAUUCCUUUAACUAUCGUUUCGUUUACUGGAUUUGACGUAACAUUAGCUGGCACUGGCUAGUAGCUGCAAGAUAUGGCCACUGCCUCUAGCUCCUGUGUGGGGAGAAAUGUGUCUAGAAAUGGACCCUCUGUCUCGACCCCGACCUCGGGAGCACCUGGACAAUCACAGCCUAUGGUCGUUGUAUGGGAAUGGCAGGAUGAUCUUGGCGUCUGGCGGCCGUACAGCGGCCAGGUGAGCGGCUACAUAGAACAAUGUUWCUCUUCUUCGCGGGGACACAGAGGUGGGGGUCCUGGCUCCACCAGUAUCUGGCUCGGACAAUCAGAUCCCAGUUUGUCGCCUUAUCUUAUAGACAUACCAAGCUUGAAGCAGUUCCGCCAAGAUACAGGGAAAACGCGGUCUGUACGCCGUCAAUUGUUUGCCCAGUCCUCAGGCUUGGGUAGCGGAGUAUAUUGGGAGUGGGUGAAUGACGAAGGAGGAUGGACUCCAUACGAGACUCGCACUUCUAUCCUACUAGAACACAGCUACCAGGCACGGCAGGCCACGGCGGACAUUGUCUCACACGGCUAUAACUACAUAGUGGACCUCACGGCGCUGGCCCAGGUCAACAAGGCCACGGGCUACCGGCGGCAGGUACGACGGCAGGGUAAYCUCCCCUACCCACUGGCAUCUGGUGCAUCCGUCAUCCACUCGGGCCCGGCCUGCUCCUGCCAGCAGUGUCUGAGCCACAGCAGCACUGGCCCCAUGUCCAGCCGCUCGCGCCACUCCUUCUCGUCRGGGCAGCUGAGCCGGCCUAGCCUCCAGGUCCCUAGCAGGGCGACUGGAGCUCACCCCACCUCAGUGUACUCACCCUACCCCAGGAGGCCUCUUUCUGUGGGGGGAAUGGCGUGGGGAGGCCCCUGGCCACUGGCACCCUCCGCUAGUCAACUCCCUGGAGCUCAACUKGCCUUCUCCACCAGUGCCAAUGGCUUAAGUAUCCCCGCCAUCCCUGUGCAACUGAAUGGAUCCACCAGUGUGAGCUCAGCCCUGGCAGGCAUGGCCUCCAUUUUGAUGUCAGCAGUGGGACUCGGCGUGCGCUUCAUGAGUGCCCCCUCCUCCGCUCCUCCUCCCCCCAGCAGCAGCAGCAGGCCCGCGGGCUCCAAAAGUCGCAGCUCGGUUAGGAGGGAAAAGAGGCAGCACAGGACAGUCCCGGCCCAGAAACCAGAGGAUGUCAUUCACCGCUACAUGGAGGAAGUGGCCUCUGCUCAAGACGAGGACUGCAUCAUCUGUAUGGACCGGCUGUCUUGUCCGUCGGAUUAUGACGUGGCGUCUGAGGGAGCACAGUCCAUCCAGCCUGGCGCCGUGGGCAAGUUCAAGUGUGGACACACCCUGCACAUGCUCUGCAUGCUGGCCAUGUACAACAAUGGUACCAAGGAUGGCAGCCUCCAGUGCCCCUCAUGCAAGACAAUCUACGGGGAGAAGACUGGGACCCAGCCCAAGGGGAAGAUGGAGAUCUAUAGUAUCUCCCAGUCCCUCCCUGGCCACCCCGACUGUGGAACUAUCCAGAUAAUUUACACCAUCACCCAUGGGAUACAGGGUCCAGAGCACCCUAAUCCCGGGCAGUCGUACACCUCUAGAGGCUUCCCUCGCUUCUGCUUCCUCCCAGACAACAAAAAGGGCAGAAAGGUGCUGGAGCUGCUGAAGGUGGCGUGGACACGGCGCCUCAUUUUUACAGUGGGAACGUCCAGCACCACCAGCGAGCCCGAUACGGUGGUGUGGAACGAGAUCCAUCACAAGACGGAGAUGAUGUCCAACGURUCGGGCCAUGGCUACCCGGACCCCAACUACCUGGACAACGUGCUGUCCGAGCUGGCCUCCCAGGGGGUGACCGACGACUGCCUCCUCAGACAGGAGGGCYCCAGCCAGGGGGGAGCGUCAAACUCUAGACUGUGAAAACUGACCCUGAAUYAGUUACUGAAAUCUGGUUAUGGCUAGGGAGCAUCCGACUGUGAAACUGACCGUGAAUCACUUUCCUCGUAAUGUCGCAACUUCAACAUAGAGAACAUAAGGG